AUGAAAAUGUCAAAUCAAAAAGACUUAUCCAAUAUAAUAUCUCGAGAUGAAGCUAUAAAAAAAUACAUUGAUUAUGCUCUCGAAAAAGCCAAUAUUGCAGUUGAAUAUGAUACAUCUAAUGAUUUUCAAAACGCUAUUUGUGCUUAUACUGAAGCAGUUGAACUUCUUUCACAAGUAUUACAACAAGCGGAUCAUGGACAUGAUACGGAUGGAUUAAAAUCAAUAUGUAAUAUUUAUAAAGAACGUAUUGAUUUUUUAUCUUUUUUAAAAACUAAGGGAAAUAAUAAUCAAAACAAUGCGUUGACCGUUUCUACCACUGAAAAUAAUAAAAAUGAAUCCAGCUCUACUUCUUCAUCAAAGCAAAAUACAUUUAACUCUACUCUAUUGAACUUUUUCUCAAAAAAGUCUACAAAGAAAAAGAAAUCCUCACAUAGUACUCUUUUAAAUUUUGGACAUCAUCCAAAAGAGAAUCUUCAUCACUCAACAAUUGAUGUUCAGCCCAAGGCUUCAAAAAGUGCUCCUAUUUUCCCUUUGGAGCAUUCUAAAUGGAGCAAGCAAGGAAGAGCAAAAAAUCAUCAUUUGUCUUCUGAUAAUAUCAUAACUCAUCAUUAUGGAAGAAGACCAUCCUCUUAUUCUUCAACUAGUCAAUCCAAUGCAUCCACAGCUACGUUACUUUAUUUUCAACCAUACCAGCCCUUAGAGAAUGACACUAAAAUGAAUGAUACCAUUAGUAUAACUUCUGCUAGUGAAAAGAAUAGAAAUUAUUCAGAUAAUGUUGAAGUUUACAAUAAGCCAACUGUACCUGAUAAUAAUCAUGAUCGACGGCAAAAACAGUUAAGUAGUGGUGGACCCUUUAUUACAGGGAAACAAUACAAUACCUCUAGUAUGAUACAUAGAAGUAACUAUUGUUAUCCUACAUUAACAACAACAGAAGAAACACAACCAAGUCAGCUAUCAUCCACUCCUAAUAACCUGGUUAACAAUCCUGUCACGACUGCAAUACCUAUUCCUCGAAAAUCUAGUCAGAGAAGGAAGCGUUCUUCACCACCACCACCACCACUACCAUCAAUAAUACCAUUGCAAUCUUGUCAAGAACCAGUUCGAGGCUCUAGUCUAAAUAGUAGUAUCUGGAGAUCUCAACAACAACAACAACAACAACAAGCACAUAAUAAUAGUAAUAAUAAAACUUAUAGUAUACCCGUAUCCGUUAUAGAUUCAAACACCUUACCAUCUCCUCCAGUUUUAACUGAUAAAAGCGAAAAACGCACAUCAACGAUAUCCUCUAUGAUGAGCAAACGAAAUUCUAAUUCAUCGCGUCCCAAGACCACUCAUUCACUUACAAAGAUAAAUACAAUUAGAAGUGGAGGCAUUAUUAAUCAUGAUGAAGACAUAUGCUUAUCCCCAACAUCAAGUACUCUGAGUUAUGAUUCAUUACCCACUACUAUUAAGACAGUCAAAAUUGAUCCUGAUAUCAUCUUGAACUAUCCUGAGGCUAAAAUAGUAGUACCAAAUGAAGAUAUUGUAAAUUCUUUUAAUAAUGGAAAUAUCAUGCUAUCAACACCUAUUUAA
This is a messenger RNA of Cokeromyces recurvatus, 1569 nucleotides long. RefSeq lists its product as uncharacterized. The record is from RefSeq and is a predicted model, not a curated record. The transcript has 3 exons. Lineage: Eukaryota; Fungi; Mucoromycota; Mucoromycetes; Mucorales; Mucoraceae. Bases 1 to 1569 code for a protein of 522 amino acids.